This is a messenger RNA of Cyprinus carpio (common carp), 1492 nucleotides long. RefSeq lists its product as uncharacterized. The record is from RefSeq and is a predicted model, not a curated record. Lineage: Eukaryota; Metazoa; Chordata; Actinopteri; Cypriniformes; Cyprinidae. The transcript has 7 exons. The coding region runs from base 164 to 802 and encodes 212 amino acids.
UAUUGAUGGGUUUUCUAGGAAAAUCAUUUGGCUUAAGGCUGGCACCUCAAACCGACAGCAAACCUUCGUUGCAAGGUACUUCUUUGAUGCCAUUCAGGAACACAGUGGUUGCCCACGAUUCAUAAGGGCAGACAGAGGAAAGGAAAAUCUUCUCGUCGGACAGAUGCAAGUGGCAUUUCACUUCCGGGAGUCUGGUGAUCAAGGACAAGACUCCUUCAGAGUGGGCACAUCAGUACAUAACCAGCGAGCUGAAUGCUUCAACAGUAUGCUGAAGAAAACAUGGAUCAAAAAAUGGCAGGUGACAUUUGAGGCCAUGAUGGAAUCUGGCAUGCUCAAUUUAGACAAUCCUGUACACAUAAAUUGCCUGCAAUAUACACAGCUUCCCCUUCUUGAGAGAGAGCUGAACAUAGAGCAAAGACUGUGGGACACUCAUGACAUUCGCAAGCAAAGGAAUGCUCCAGGUCCAUUUGGGAAACCAGACCUUCUCUUUACUUCCCCACCCGAAGGCUUUGCUGAUAUGCUCUGCAAAGUAGACAACGACCUCCUGAAGUAUGCAGAACAGCUUGUUUGUGGAGUAGAUGAGCCUUUGUUGGUGGCAAAUGAAGAAUUCAGAAAAAUAUCAGAGGCUAUUCUGCAAAAUACAAACUUCCCAUCAUCACCAGAUGGGUCUUUGGCGGCUUACCUCAUGUUGGUGGAGAAAUUCACCACAGUCCUUCAAACAAGAGGCACUCCCAUUCCAUCCACAUUUGCAGAGGCAAAUGAAAUAUACCAACUGCUGGCCAAUGAGACAGGGACUUUUUAAACUGCUCAUCAACAAAAUAAAUACAUAUAAAGGGACCAAAUUAUUAAAAAAGUGCUACAAAUGAAGAUGCAAAACAUGUUUAAUGAUGUGAACAUACAUUGAAACAAAUAAUGAAACAUACCAGCAGUGUUAGACAGAGAGAGAGAGAACGGCUGUGAUUAUAAUGUUAACAUUUUACCAACAUUGGUUUUUGUACUACAAACUGAAAUGACAACUUGCACAGUCUAUGUGAUAAUCUGUAACAUUUACCAUUCGUAACCAUAACGGCUCUUUAAAUCUGGCCCCUCCACUGUUUUUAGGGACAGCACCACAGAGGAAGCUUCAGGUCUCGAUGCUACAUCAUAGUGUAACAUUGUACCAAUAAACUGGUACUUGUCGCUCAGAUGUUGUAAAGCAUGUGGUGGCACCUUUUUGGCCAUUAGACUGCACAACUCUCUUUGGUUUUUCACUGUCCAUGGCACUGAUUUCGUGAAAAUCUCCAGGUAUGUUGCUCCCAGAGACCAGAUGUCAGAACUUCUGGAAGCCUGUUCAAAUUCAACCAGACACUCUGGGGCCAUAUAAAGAAAGGUUCCACCCAUUGGCCCUAUUCCUCCUCCAGUAAGUCUGCUUCCUUGUCGUAGUACAACCGUGUCUCUGAUGUUGGCAAGGCCCCAGUCUGUCAGUACAGCCUUUUUUGAGAACUGGUCGAUC